Coregonus sp. 'balchen' is the source of this 5566-nucleotide messenger RNA. The record is from the annotation of a GenBank genome assembly. Lineage: Eukaryota; Metazoa; Chordata; Actinopteri; Salmoniformes; Salmonidae.
AUGUUUGAACUGCGCGUCCAGCCCCAGGAGCAUGUCAUCGACCAGGGAGACGACGGAGACAACUUCUACGUUAUCGAGAGGUGGGUGUGGUGUGCGUGUGCGCAGUUACUCAGGAAUCCUAACAAUCUAGGUAUUCACUAGAAAGCAGCAUUCAUAACAAACACACCAUCACUAGUCUUCCAACAAGCCCCCCUUGUGCCUGAUCCUCUGGGCCUAUUUUUUUAAUUUAUUUUUUUCACCUUUAUUUAACCAGGUAAGCCAGUUGAGAACAAGUUCUCAUUUACAACUGCGACCAGGCCAAGAUAAAGCAAAGCAGUGCGAUUUAAAAACAACAACACAGAGUUACAUAUGGGGUAAAACAAAACAUAAAGUCAAAAAUACAACAGAAAAUAUAUAUACAGUGUGUUCAAAUGUAGCAAGUUAUGGAGGUAAGGCAAUAAAUAGGCCAUAGUGCAAAAUAAUUACAAUUAGUAUUAACACUGGAAUGAUAGAUGUGCAAGAGAUGAUGUGCAAAUAGAGAUACUGGGGUGCAAAUGAGCAAAAUAAAUAACAAUAUGAGGAUGAGGUAGUUGGGUGGGCUAAUUUCAGAUGGGCUAUGUACAGGUGCAGUAAGGUGCUCUGACAACUGAUGCUUAAAGUUAGUGAGGGAGAUAAGAGCCUCCAGCUUCAGAGAUUUUUGCUAUUCUUUCCAGUCAUUGGCAGCAGAGAACUGGAAGGAAUGGCGGCCAAGGGAGGUGUUGGCUUUGGGGAUGACCAGUGAGAUAUGCUCCAUGGCUGUGUCCCAAAUGGCACCCUUUUCCCUAUAUAUAGUGCACUACUUUUGACCAGAGCCCUAUGGUCAAAAGAAGUGCACUACAUAGGGAAUAGGGUGCCAUUUGGGACAUAGGCUAUGAGUGGGCUUAUUCUCUCUGCACCUUAAGCUUCCUCCUCCGUCAUGCUAGUGCCUCAGCCUGGGAGGCUUAGGGCUAGAUGCACGUCAUAAGCAUGUUAAACCUAUUCCCUCCCUACGCUCUGCCUUGCAAAGCAUCAUGGGAAACCUACAUAGCCAUGUGAUCAUCAUACUAAUCCGCCCAUACAAAGUUAAUGCUCCACCGGCGACCACAAAGUAAAUUCCCAGAACUGAACUCGUAGUACCCUUAGUCCCCCCUCCCCCCCCUGGUUGGUCAAUCCCAAGAGUGGAGCCUAAUACUGGUCUUAAAAAAACCAUUAACUGCGUACUGCAUGCAGCUCCAAGCUACAGAUUAGAGAUUUAGAUCAGUGAUCAACUUUAUUGUAGAUGAAGAGUAGUCUGCAUGGUUUCCAAAUAUCUCAUAUGUAGUUGCUAUACUCAAUAUAGUUUGAGUUCUCAAAUAUUAUUAGACAAUUUUUGUCUCUUUCUACUCUAUCCCCCCCCCCCCUCUCUCGCUCUCUCUCUCACUCUCUCCCUCCUCCUCUUCUUCUUCCAGAGGAAUCUAUGACAUAGUGGUGCUGAUUGAUGGCGUAGGGAAGUGUGUGGGCCAGUAUGACAACAAAGGCAGCUUCGGGGAGUUGGCGCUGAUGUACAACACCCCCCGCGCUGCCACUAUCAUCGCCACCCAGGAGGGGGCGCUCUGGGGCCUGGUGAGACACACACACACACACACACAAUGUCCUGACCCUUGACCUCUAGUUCAUGCUGCUGUGCCCAGCCACAGCACCUCCCUGUGGACAGAGAAUAAUAACACAGUGGACAUAUAUUAGAGAUGCCAAAUUUACUGUUUUGUUCUGUUUUUAAAGACCCAUUCCAGCUAUUUUUGAACUUUUCCUGUUGAAUAACGAUAUUCCAAGUAUAAAUACAGUAAAGUACACACACAAAACAAUAUAUUUUGAGCAAAAUAGUGUUUCUAGACACAAUUGCAAAAUUCAAGGAGUUGACAGUUCAAGUAGUUGGUCUGAUGGGUCCACUCUGUCAUAGGCCUCCCCCUUGCUUGCGGGAACAAUAGAGGACAAAAGAGGAAAGGCCCAUCCCCUUGCUUGUGCCAUGUCAUGAGAACCCCUGCACCAGCUACUGAAAUGCACCUUUUGUUAAAGGCCCAGUGCAGUCAAACAUGUGAUUUUCCUGUGUUUUACAUAUAUUUCCACACUGUGAAAUUGUGAAAAUUAUUAGAAUGCCCUUUUAGUGUAAGAGCUGUUUGAAAAGACCGCCUGACAUUUCAGCCUCUUUUAGUGGGAUGGUUGUGGCUUGCCUGGUGACAUCACCAGGCAGUAAAUUAGUUAACAGACCAAUAAGAAAGAGUUCCAAACCUCUCGGCCAAUAACAGCUAGUUUUCCGUUUUCCCUCCCCACUCAGACGACUCCCAAACAGUCCUAGCAAAAUUCUUGCUUAUGAAAUUGCUCUUUGCUAAGAAGCAAUUUUUGUUUAUUUUGGACCAUUUUAAUUGAAAAUAAUCAUAGUAAGGUACUUAAUUGUUACCCAGAAAUGAUUUGCUAUUGAGAUAAAAAUAAAUAACCCUGCAUUGGACCUUUUUAAGUAAUCAGGUGAUAAAUUAGGUGCUAGGGAGGCUGGAGUGGGUCUUUUUAAUGUGUAGUAGAUAUAUCUUAGAUUUUGUGCUUUGAGAUUUAUUUGUGCUUUAAGACUUUUUAUGUAAUGAAAAGUGCUAUAAAAGUUGAUUAAAUUAUUCAUUAUUUAUAUUAUUAGAUCAUAAUUGUAGAUAUUAUAGAAGAUUAGUAGAUAUUACGGUAGAUAUAUCCAUACCUUUCCCCCACUAGAUAUGUUUAACAUGAGAUGGAAAUAGCCUGUCUGUGUGUGUAGCCUGUGUCGGUGCGAUUGAGUGUCCUCUUGCCUGUCUGUGUGACCGUGACCGAUGCUGUCUGUGACACUACCAGGACCGGGCCACUUUCCGUAGGCUCAUUGUGAAGAACAAUGCCAAGAAGAGGAGGCUGUACGAGCAAUUUGUGGAGUCUGUGCCUCUACUGAAGUCUCUGGAGGUGAGGAGGGGAAGAUGGAUGGAGGUGAAAAAUGUAGCACUGAUAUUAAUUUGAUAUGAAUUUGCUUUUCCUUAUCAAACAUCUUUACCUCUCUUAGUUAUCUGAGAGGAUGAAAAUUGUGGAUGUAUUAGGAAUGAAGACGUUUUCCGAUGGAGAACGCAUCAUCAUGCAGGUAGGACUUUCUCCAUUGUUAGCAUAAUGAAGGUUGUUUUGGCCUUACUGUAAAGCUGACUGGUAAUGAUAUGACCAUGAAGAGUUGUAACUGUUCCUGUUGGUUUGUGUUGAUUUUUAGGGGGACAGGGCAGAUUGUUUCUACAUUGUGGAGUCCGGAGAAGUGAAGAUUAUGAUGAAGAGCAAAGUAAGUCUACUUCCUUCUUUUCUCAUCCUCCUCUCAUUUCUGUCUGUGCCUCAUCACCAGAUAAUGUUCAAAAAUGGCUUUAUUUUAUGUUCAAGUCACCCUGUUUUUUUUUCUCUCCUUUUUUCUCAUAUGUACUUCAUAACAAACCUGCACCCAAAGACAAAGAUGGUAUGACUAAUAAUAUGAAUUGUAGUAAAAUUAUUAAUAUGAAUAAUAAUAUAAGUUGAGCACAGCGAUCCUUUUGAAAAAAUCUGAAAACAAUUGUGAUUCGAAUCAGAAUAUUUGUCAAUCACAAUCCGCAAAAUGUUAUUUUAAUGUUUUAGCUAGCUAAGUAGCUAUGGUUCCUAACGUUAGCUAGCGCUAGUUGGCUGUACCUGUGCCCAAAACUCCUUCUCAUCCUAAUAGCUUCUCCAUCUGAUAACUUCUUAGUAAAUGGUGAGCCAACCAUUUGUUUCCACCACUUUUAUAUAAGACAGAACGGUGCAAGACAGAAGGUUUCCAGAUCCUUUCUACCUUCUGCUAUGAGUCUUUUUAAUCUUAACAUUUAGUUUUCAUAACGCAUUGAUGUGCUGCUUUUAGUGUCUGCAUGUCCUUUAUUGUCUAUUUAUUGGUGUUGUAUGUAUUAGCUGGUGCAGUCAAAUUUCCCCUUUGGGAAUCAAUAAAGUGAGUUUUCUCAUGGCUCUGUCCAGACUUGGGUUCAAAUACUAUUAAGGGUAUUUCAAUUACUUUCUAAGACUUUUUGAAAGUAAGUAUUUUCAUAUUUCUUCUAUGAUAUUUAGUUUUAUAUUUUUUCUACAAGCAUCUGGAUAUUGGAAUUCUAUUUGAAAGUACACUUGGAAAGUAUUGGCAUGUAUUUGAAAAUACUCAAAUACACAGACAAGUGUGCUUUCAAAUACAUAUAUUUAAAUACACCAUGCAUUUAAACUUUACAUUUAUUUUGGAAAAAAAAAGUGUUAAAUACUUUCAGCUAUUUAUAGUAAGUGAUUUGAAAAUACUUUCAGCUAUUUAUAGGAAGUUAUUUGAAAAUACUUUCUUAAAAUAGAAGUAGCUGAUUUGGCCACAUUAUUUGAAAAUACUCAAAUACAUAGAAAAUAAGUAUUUAAAUUACAAAUACCCAUGUAUUUGAACCCAGGUCUGGCUCUGUCUUGUCCCGCUGCAGCAGACAUGGCCUAUAGCCUAGUGAACAACACGUUUGGGCUUCCUUGGCACUCCGUGGCUCGUGCUCCAUGCUAAAACAUAAUUUUUUGAAUAUUCGAAUCGGCAACCAAAGAUUUGAAUCCGCUACAAAUUAUUCAAAUCAGAGUAAACAAAUUGAAUCCCCUCUCCCCCAGACAAAGGCGAACCAAGAGGAUAAUGUGGAGGUUGAGAUCACCCGCUGUAGCAGGGGUCAGUACUUUGGGGAGCUGGCCCUGGUCACCAACAAGCCCCGCGCUGCAUCAGUGUACGCUGUGGGAGAGGUCAAGUGCUUGGGUAAGGCCCCUCCAUACAUUUACAGAUAUUUGUGUGUGUGUGCGUGUAAGCGUGUGUGGGUACGCGUGUGUUUGUGUUUAAUUUGACACAGACACACGCAUGGGUGGGUGUCCAUCUGCGUGACAGAUAGAUAUUUUAUAUUUGUUGUGUCUCCCUGAAUCUCUUAAUGGUAGAUUACUAGCUAGUAAGUGUUCUAGAGGAGUAUCUCCCCCCUAAACGCAUAGAUGCAAAGCUGUUCCCUCAGACAUACUAGUGAAAGGGUUAAGCUCUCUUAUGACUUCAAAAGUGUUUGAACUUCUCACAAUUCUCCAGGUGUAUGGUUAGGGUACCAAAAUUGUCAUAUGAAAGAAGUAGAAAUACUUUAGCAACCUUUUAGCAUGCUCCGCUAUAGUUUUAUUGAAAUGUUUCGACUGAAAGGUCUGUGGUGAUUAAGCUAAGCAUAGCAAAGAACAGUCAGAAAUAAACUAUACAGGAGCAUAGGCUACAACAGGGUGAUAUUCAUUAGUGCACACCGUAGCGAAACUUUUUGCAAUGGAACACGAAAACAAGUUCAGGUAGUUCCUCCCCGUUUUGGCCUGUUUGCUUCCGUUUUGUUCUUAGUGAAUAUGACCCAUGUCUCCAUCUCUGUUGUGCAGCUGUGUGAGUGAUGUGUCUCUGUGUUUUUCAGUAAUAGACAUUCAGGCGUUUGAGCGUCUGCUGGGUUCCUGUAAGGAGAUCAUGAAGAGGAACAUCACCCACUAUGAGGAGCAGCUGGUAGCUCUGUUCGGCUCCAGCAUGGACCUGAGAGACUGA